AGGGUAGAGAGAAGGCAGGCAGUACACAACACCUCCACCGUGUGGAGUCAGGAGUCCGUUCCUUCAACUCUGCUCUCCCCCUUCCUUCCCCUCCCCCCGUCCCCUGUCCGUCUCCGCCCAGAUCCAGAUCCAGGCAACGCAGGCAGGGAGAUUGAUGUGGAUGAAAUCAAUCAUCCAUAUGCAUCUUGACACCUAAAGACACUGUUGGUUGGUUUGCUCAUUCAUGUUUCAGGGUUCAAUCACCACACCAGGAUAAGCAACCGAGACAAUGGCGGCAGACUCUAGCGCUCGUAGGCAGCCAACCUUCACCAAGGUUGACCAGCUGCGCCCGGGGACCCAUGGCCACAACCUCAUUGUCAAGGUCGUUGACUCCAAGAUGGUCGUCCAGAGGGGCCGCGAUGGAGGGCCGCAGGGCAGGCAGAUGCGGAUUGCUGAGUGCUUGGUCGGCGAUGAAACCGGCAUCAUCGUCUUCACUGCAAGAAACGACCAAGUGGAUGUAAUGAAGCCUGGAACAACUGUUGAACUGAGGAAUGCAAAGAUUGACAUGUUCAAGGGUUCGAUGCGGCUCGCCGUUGACAAGUGGGGAAUUGUGAAAGCUGCAGAAAGCCCAGCUGAGUUUGCAGUCAAGGAGGACAACAACCUGUCCUUGAUUGAGUUUGAGCUGGUGACCGUGGUGGAGUGAAAACCACCUUUUGUAGGAGGAUGUUGCGUUAUGUUAUGUUGUUGAACCUAUUGGGCACCACCAAAAAAUAAACAAGACAUGGUUGAUGUUCUCGUAUACAUUGGAGGUUGGUUAUGGUUAGUGAUGUUUAGUUAUCAAAAUCAGCGAGAGUCGUCCAUGGCAUCUCCCACAUACUAGAUUGUAGUGUGGUGUAGCCCAUCCUCGUUGGACCUGUCAUAAUGCGUUGUGAGCUGCC
This is a messenger RNA of Panicum virgatum (switchgrass), 917 nucleotides long. RefSeq lists its product as uncharacterized. The record is from RefSeq and is a predicted model, not a curated record. NCBI's taxonomy places the organism in Eukaryota, Viridiplantae, Streptophyta, Magnoliopsida, Poales, Poaceae. The transcript is spliced from 3 exons. The coding region runs from base 269 to 682 and encodes 137 amino acids.